Molecule: messenger RNA, 1416 nt
Organism: Theobroma cacao (cacao)
Lineage: Eukaryota; Viridiplantae; Streptophyta; Magnoliopsida; Malvales; Malvaceae
Source: RefSeq, a predicted model, not a curated record
UUAACUGUGUUUGGCCUUCCUAAUAAAAUUUGGUUAGCUUCGCCCUGAUAAGGAGAUUAUGAAGUGGGAAAUGAUAUUGAGGACCAUCCACACAGUGCUUGGUGAUGCAGAGGAGAAGAAAAUGAAGAACCAGGCUGUGAAGGUUUGGCUGGCUGACCUCCAAGACUUGGCUUAUGACGUGGAUGACAUCUUGGACGAGUUUGCCACUGAAGCUUUGGGGCGUAAGUUGAUGAAAGAACAUCAGGCCAGCACAAGUAAGGCAGAAAAGUUUCUUACUAGUUUACAUCCAAGUUCAAUCAUGUUUAACAAUAAGAUGAUGUACAAGAUCAAAGAGAUUACCGGAAGAUUGCAAGAUUUAGCAACACCAAAGAGUAACUUGCAACUAAGCGAGAUUGACGUUGGAAGGCCCAAGCCAGCUGAAAGGUUGCCAAGCACUUCUCUAGUGAAUGAAGCUACUGUACGAGGCAGAGACAACGACAAGGAGGCAAUACUUGAUUUGCUUUUGAGGGACGGUGGCAUUCAUGCUGGAGUUUCUGUGAUUCGCAUCGUUGGCAUGGGAGGGAUUGGCAAGACAACCCUUGCUCAGCUUGUCUACAAUGAGAGUAGCAUAAGAGAUCAUUUUGAUUUCAAGGCAUGGGUAUGUGUUUCUGACGAAUUUGAUGUUAUUAAAAUAACGAAAACAAUUCUAGAAUCGAUCACUUCCCAGUCUUCUAAUACGAACGAUUUGAAUUUGCUUCAAGUUAGACUAAAGGAGCAGCUAUCAAGCAAGAAAUUCUUGCUUGUUUUAGAUGAUGUUUGGAAUGAGAACUAUGAUGAUUGGACAAAGCUCCGAUCUCCUUUUGAUGCAGGGAUUCCAGGAAGCAAAAUAAUCAUAACAACAUGCAGUUUUAAUGUUUCCUUUAUUAUGGGAACUGUUACAGAUUACUCGUUGCAGAUCGUAUCAAAUGAUGAUUCUCUUUAUACCCUUGCUCAUCAUGCACUAGAAAGAGGGGAUUUUACUGGGCAUCCGGACUAGAAAGGGAUUGGCUUGGAGAUUGUGAAAAAGUGUGGUGGCUUGCCUUUGGCCAUUAAAACGAUUGGAGGAUUAUUGCGUACCAGGGUGAAUCGUGGUGCAUGGAAAGAAAUAUUAGAGAGUGAUAGUUGGAAUCUAAAAGGUAACAUAAUUCCAGCUUUAUAGUUGAGUUACUAUUAUCUUCCUUCACAAUUAAAGCAGUGGUUUGCUUAUUGCUCUUUAAUCCCUAAAGAUUAUGAAUUUAAGGAGGAGGAAAUAGUCUUAUUGUGGAUGGUAGAAGGUUUUUUAAAUGGAGUAGACACUAAAAGGAAAAUGGGAGAUUUGGGGAGCAAGUAUUUUGAAGAACAAGUAUCAAGGUCAUUUUUUCAAGCAUCUAGUGAGAAUGAAUCUCGAUUUGUAAUGCA